AUUCAGAACCAGGUGUGUUCCCUCGGUUAAGACAACAGCCAAUGAACAGUAUGGUUAACAUGUUAAAGAACAGUGAUUCACACAUCAUCAUCACAUAUACCUGAGGCUAGGUACAGCAUUCCUGAACUACACCCACAGCAGGACGGCACAGACGAGACCAUGAACAUUAUUAAAUACUUCCUUCUAGUGCACUCGAUCUUAUCUGGAGCAGACCCCCUCAGCCCGUUCAUUAAGCGCUAUGAGGGCUUGUCAUAUAACAGAGAGGCUCUGCAUCAGAGUCACCAGCGAGCGAAGAGGACGAGGCGGGAGGCGGAGCGGACUGUCCAGCUGGAAUUCAGCGCCUAUGACCGGAAAUUCCACUUAAGACUGAAGAGAGACUCCACAGGGUUCACGGAAGACUUUCAGAUCCAUUUCAAAAACUCAUCUGAAGCUGCAGAUACCUCCCACAUAUACUCUGGAGAGCUGGCAGGUGAGAGUCACUCUGUCUGCCACGGUUCUGUCAUUGACGGCCAAUUUGAAGGUUUUAUCCAGACGCAGAAUGGCACAUUUUACAUUGAGCCCACUGCAAGAUACACCAAAAACAGCACUGAUUACCACUCUCUCAUCUACCAUGAAGACGACAUUGAUUACUCCCGUGUGGGACCCAGGGAACCUCCUCAUUGCGGGACUCCGAGUCUGGGACGGUAUGCAGAGAGCCUGAGACAGGAAAUCCUUGGGCAGGAUGAACUUGCGCUAAGAUCAAAGAGGACUCUUGACUAUUCCAAAACGAGCUGCAUGCUGUACCUGAGGACGGAUCACCUGUACUUCAAGAAGUUUGGGAGCGUGGAGGCAGUGGUGGCACAGAUUGGUAACUAUAUGCGAGCCGUCAACGAUAUCUACGAUAAAGCUGAUUUCGAAGGCAUCCGGCUUAUCAACUUCAAGGUGAAAACACUUCACGUCAUUUCAGACGAUGACCCCUCUAGUCUGCAGUACUCUCCCUUCAUUGGCCCAGAGAAGCUCCUAAUGCUGCACUCCAGAGAGAACUGGGAUAACUACUGCCUGUCUUACCUGAUGACAGACCGGGAUUACAACGGAGUCCUGGGGCUCGCCUGGGAAGGAAAGCCUGGUAAUUCUGGUGGGAUUUGUUCCCGAUGUGCAGUGUUUCAAGAUGGCACCAACGCUUCCCUGAACACCGGCUUGGUCACACUGCAGAAAUAUGGGGACUAUCUGCCCCCUAAACUGGUCCAUCUCACAAUGGCACAUGAGCUGGGGCACAGCCUUGGUUCGCCGCAUGAUGAGAAGGGUGAGUGUGAGGCUUCAACUCCAACUGGAGGCCAAGGGAACUUCUUGAUGUUCCCAUACGCUUCUGAAGGUAACCAGGGCAACAACGACAGAUUCUCUCCAUGCAGCGUAAAGCACAUCAGCAAACUGCUGAGGAUAAAGAAGGACAAGUGCUUUACAGAAAGUGGCCUGCCAAUCUGUGGGAACCAGAUUGUGGAAGAUGGGGAGGAAUGUGAUGUGGGGCACAAUGACACUGACCCUUGUUGCUAUAGCGCCAGCCAAUCGGAAGACUUUCACUGCAAGCUUAAACCCCAGAAACAGUGCAGCCCCAGCCAAGGAAAGUGCUGCAGCCAUCAAUGUGUUUUCAAGCCACAAGGCCAGAAGUGCCAGCAGGAAAAUGAUUGUGAGUUUGAGAGCGAGUGCUCUGGUGUGGGUGCGUCCUGCCCCUCGCCCACACCCAAGGCCAACAUGACCACCUGCCACCUGGGAACACGCGUCUGUAUCAACGGGAAGUGCGACCAGUCGCUCUGUGUCAAAUACGGUCUGGAGCAGUGCGGCUGUUUAGGCAAUUCCAUGAAGGAAAAAUGCUACAUUUGCUGCCAGAAGCCAGGGAAGCCGUCCACGUGCGCCAGCACCACCUCUUCGGUUCUGUUUGAGUAUUUCAGAGGCGCUGAGAUCGCCCUUCCAGCCGGGGCCGCGUGCUCGGACAGGCAGGGCUACUGCGAUAAAUUCAAUAUCUGUCGGCUGGUGGACGCGGACGGGCCCAUAGCCAGACUGAAGAACUCCUUUCUGCGCCUCAAUGAGUUUGAGGAUCUAGCUGAGUGGAUGAAGGCAUACUGGUGGGGGAUCCUCCUGGUCAUUCUGGCCUUAUCCACUGUAAUGGCCAGCACAGUGUUUUUGUUUGGACACACUGCGGACAGCAGCCCAGAAGAGGAUGUUCGAGCUAGAAGUAAAAGCUCCUCUUGCCCCAGCAAGAGACAACAACGCCAGAUGCAGGAGUCUAUGAUGCUCCCCUUGAAAUAAUUAUGAAUCUGAAGCCAGUCGAAUGAAACCUGCUGAAUAAUGUUACGUUAACAUAUUGACUUGCAUACCACUUUGUAGUUUUCCAUAUAAAAACGGACAACAAUUGAAAAA
Messenger RNA from Acipenser ruthenus (sterlet), 2394 nucleotides. Its product is annotated as disintegrin and metalloproteinase domain-containing protein 10. Gene Ontology annotation, cellular component: plasma membrane. Gene Ontology annotation, biological process: Notch signaling pathway; membrane protein ectodomain proteolysis. The transcript has 16 exons. The record is from RefSeq and is a predicted model, not a curated record. The coding region runs from base 160 to 2283 and encodes 707 amino acids. Lineage: Eukaryota; Metazoa; Chordata; Actinopteri; Acipenseriformes; Acipenseridae. Gene Ontology annotation, molecular function: metalloendopeptidase activity.